Messenger RNA from Schistocerca americana (American grasshopper), 3884 nucleotides. Its product is annotated as sorting nexin-29. The coding region runs from base 230 to 2560 and encodes 776 amino acids. Gene Ontology annotation, molecular function: phosphatidylinositol binding. NCBI's taxonomy places the organism in Eukaryota, Metazoa, Arthropoda, Insecta, Orthoptera, Acrididae. The transcript is spliced from 15 exons. The record is from RefSeq and is a predicted model, not a curated record.
UUUGACUGGUAGGGUUGUGGUGCCUGGCUCCAGCUCGUAGAACAUGACACUGGGGAGGAGGGUAAAUUUCACGAAUGUGAUAGCCUUGAUUUAUUUAUCUGUCACGCGUUGUAUAGUGAAACUUUAAACCCACUGUGUAAAAUAAUAUGUCAGUGCGCAAAUGCUGAGACGUAAAUAUUUUGACAAAUACCCUUGAAUAAAGGUUUGGUGAGGUUAUAGUGCAAGCACAAUGAUUGCGGCUGCAACAGCAAGUGGUUUGGAACACCACCAAGCAGCAGAGCGCCAGGCACUCAUGUCUGAACUGCUGGAAGCUGUCAAGAGAUGCCAGGUGAGAUUUGGUGGACGUGCUGAGCUGGCCACUGAAUCUGAUCCUUGUGUAGCUCUUCUCUGCCACAGGAUGGAAGCAGCUCUUUCUCAUGGGUUACGGUCCCGUGCCAUUUCUAAAACAAGCUCUGCUUUUAGGCACAUGACUGAGAUUGUAUCAACUAGCCUUCACAUAGGCAGAGGAGGUGCACAAGACCAAUUAGUUUUGUGGCAUUACAUACGUGAACACCUGACUCGCCACGAGUACGAGAGGUACACAGCACUACACAAUGUGACUACCGAUGUGGGGCGAGGUCGAGCAUGGCUGCGGGCAGCCUUGAAUGAACGCUCCCUGGAGCGCUACCUACACAUUCUGCUAUCUAGUCCCCAGCUGCUGCAAGCAUUCUACGAAGACUGGGCAUUACUGUUGGAUCAAGAAAUGAGCAGCACUCUGCCCACUAUGGCAGCAGGUCUCGGGUCAAUACUAUUUGCAAUCAGUAUAGAUAAUAGUGAUCUGAAUGGUGGUACUGCUACAAUGGAGACGGAGUCAGUAGGAACACCUUUGAGUCGCAGUGAACCAGUUAUCCCACCUGUAACUAUCUGUGUUACAGAUGCUGAAAGUAAAAAGAAAAAAGAUCAACGAAGACGAAAAAGGGUUCCAGCACAGAUUGUAAACUUUGAUGAUGAACCGUCAGAAAGUGAAACUGCUGGAUCUCCAGCAGACUCUGAAUGCUCUACUGCACCGAAGGUAUCCAUUGAAUCUGCUGAAACUGAAGAAAGACAGCAAAAUUUCUCUAGAGUUGAGCAGGCGGCUGAGGAAGUUGGCGUGGAUGCUGCUGCAGCCAGCCUGACGGCGUGUAGCAGACCAUAUGAUCUCACACUGCCCUCCUCUGCUGGGAGAAGGAGUGGUAGCCCACCCAGGAGACAUGCCCCCCAGACUUUGACUCCUGUGAACAAUGUGAAUGUCGGAGAACUCAUCCCAGUGUCCCAAGGUGUUGCUAGUGAAGAACCACAUUCUGAGGAUGACUCGCUUUCUGUGCCCAGUUAUUCUGAGGACACUGACCGAGCUGCUGCAGCUCUUCUGGCCACACAGAAGCUAUUGCAGUCAAAUCUAGUGGACAUGUCCCCACAUGAACUGACAUCCUCUAGAAGUACCCAAGACAGCCAUGGUCACUACCAAGUUAAUGGUGAAGUUCGUGAGGCACUGUUCACUGUGCUAGCCUUGAAAGAAGAGUUGCAGGCAGAGUCGAGAUCACUGAAGAAGCUGGUGGAGCAGAUGCAAGAAACAAAUACACAUCUGCAAGCUGAAAUGUCAGAGAAACAAAGGCAGCACACUGAAAAGACGGAGAGACUGGAGGCUCGCAUACAAGCUCUUGCUAGGGAGAAUGAACUCCUAAAACACCAGCUCCGCAAAUAUGUUGGUGCAGUGCAAAUGCUGAAACGGGAUGGCAUGCAAGCAUAUGAAGCACUUGCAAGUCUUGAAGGGCAGCAGUCUCGGCCUGUUGAUCCAGCUGACUACCAUCAUGAAGCUCAGGAGUAUGAGAAGAAACUUAUACAGGUGGCAGAGAUGCAUGGUGAGCUGAUGGAAUUCAACGAUCGCCUGCAUCGUCAGCUGCAGUCAAAGGAGGCAGCAUUGCGACGUCUGAGGGAGGAGUUAGUGGAUUUGCGAGGACCGCUGCCAGAUGAUGCACAUACAUCGGAUGAAGAUGCAGCAUCUGUCACCUCAGACUAUGAUGUUAGCUCAUUAGGUGCUGCAGCACGUGCACUUGUAAAUAUAUGGAUUCCUUCCGCAUUCCUCACCGGAGGUUCUUCAGAUGUCCACCAUGUUUAUCAGGUAUUUGUUCGUAUCAGAGAUGAUGAAUGGAAUAUAUACAGGCGAUAUGCCCAGUUCUACAGUCUCCAUAAGCAGUUGAAGAAACAAGAUGCUGUCUUCACUACUUUUGAUUUUCCUCCCAAGAAGACUCUUGGAAACAAAGAUUCCAGAUUUGUUGAAGAGAGACGAAGACGUUUGCAGCACUAUCUGCGUUGUGUGGUUAAUCACCUUGUGCAGACCAACAAUGAAAUGGCCACAUCUCCAGACAAGGAUCUUCUUGUGUCCCUUGUCCCCUUCUUUGGAGAUUCAUUUGCGGCUCCAGAUGACAGAAGCAACUCUCACAAGAAGGGCACAAGUUCUUGCUCUCGCAGCUUGUUUUCACGCUUGGGGCGAAGUGCAGAAACUCGUGCAGCUGAGAACACUCCACAGUACACUGGUCUUUAACUGUGGACUUUGUGAGCCAAACUAUAUUUGUGAGGUGCAAUGUUUGGUGCCAAAAAUUGUUUACUCAGGUAUUAACAGACACUGUACAGCUGUGACUUAUUUCCAAGAAAUUUUAUGGUUUUCAUAUUGCAUAUUCCUCAGGGAAAAAGAAUCCUUUAUCUUAAGUGAUUUGUGUGUGUAAAUAUUGUAUAACAAAAUUAUACCAGGCAACACUAUUCAUGAGGCAGCUGACGUGUGUUCGUUAUUUGAUAUGAUUCAAUAUAAAAUAUUUUUUUUACAUGCAAUGGAAAUAGUGUUUUGUAUCAAUAUCUGCUUGGUUCAUAAUGGGUUUACCUUUUUAUAUUUUAAAAAUGUAGCCCAGAGCAGCAUAUACUAUGCCAUGAAUGUUUAAAGACCUGUGCAGUUCAUAAGUAUUUAUGAUCUUAAAAGUGCAAAUUAUAGAUGUACAACAUAGUGGCAUAUUCCUUUAGUCUAAGGAAUAACUGAAGUAGUGUGUUGAUCUUACUUCAUGUUUCUGAUAAGAAACAGUAACACAUUCCAUGAGUAUCACUGUUAAUAUAAUGUUUUAUUACCUAGUCUUUCUCCUUCAGUAAAACAGGAAUCUUUGUUCUUGAUUAUUUUGUGGCAAUUUCAUGGGUAAACUCUUAAUUAUGUUUGUACUAGCAGACAACAAUUGUACUGUGUUCCUUGAAUGAUAAAAAUGUCUAAUGUUGUCUGGUGGUGUAAUUGAGAGGCAGUGAAAUGUCUAGAAUGGCUUUAAGCAACCUGUGAUAGUAAACACUAUAGAUUUCUUUUUUCCUUUGUUGAUGUAUUUUAUUUAAAAUUUUAUCAGUUCUUCUUUGGAAGGACUUAAGGAAUAAUAAGCAGAGCAGUUAUAACUAAUCAUGAAGCACAUUUAUUUAUAUUUCUCUAAAUAUGUAGCUUAUUGAUUAGCUAUACCUAAUACUGUGCACUUUUGUGUGUAUAUAUUGUUAAGUUGUUUAAUUAGAUCUGAAUUAUGAUUGGAAAAUAUUUUCCUUGAUGAAAAAAAAACUUUUUUUUCAUAGAAACACUCUAUAUGUUCCUUUAUUGAGGAAUGGAUCACUGUCAUAUUCUGAUAGAACUUAAGACAAAUAUAGGACAAUAUAUUAUACCAAAUUUGUGGAAGUGCAUUACAGUUGUUACAGUAUUAUUUUUAUAAUUAUUAAUUCUUGCUGUAACUAUAAAAUUUACCUGGCUAUCAGUGUUCUUUGUCAGUAUUUCAAUGCUCCAAAUGACAUGUAAUAAACAAGAUCUGGAGAAAAGACAGAAAAAGAUUUUCUCACAUUAAAAAAAAAACUGGAAA